Molecule: messenger RNA, 982 nt
Organism: Anopheles bellator
Lineage: Eukaryota; Metazoa; Arthropoda; Insecta; Diptera; Culicidae
Gene: RpL7A
Product: large ribosomal subunit protein eL8
Exons: 2
Coding region: 79-897 (272 amino acids)
Biological process (GO): ribosome biogenesis
Cellular component (GO): ribonucleoprotein complex
Source: RefSeq, a predicted model, not a curated record
GUGCUGACAUUUGACAGUUGCGAAUGUGGACAAUCUUCCUUUCGAUUUCGGCUCCUGAAAGACGAGGUUUCAAUCACCAUGGUUAGCAAGAAGCCCCAGAAAAAGAAGGUGGUUGGCAGCAAGAAGGUUGCGGCGGCUCCGCUGGCAACGAAAAAAGUUGAGGUUAAGAAGGUGAUCAACCCACUGUUCGAGCGACGUGUGAAGAACUAUGGCAUCGGUCAGAACGUGCAGCCGAAGCGCGAUCUGUCGCGUUUCGUGCGCUGGCCGAAGUACAUCCGCAUUCAGCGUCAGAAGGCGGUUCUGCAGAAGCGCCUGAAGGUGCCGCCGCCGAUUAACCAGUUCUCGCAGGCCCUGGACAAGCCCACCGCCCAGCAGCUGCUGAAGCUGCUCGAGAAGUACCGCCCGGAGAACCCGAUCGCCAAGGUUCAGCGCUUGAAGGCGAAGGCCGAAGCGAAGGCGGCUGGCAAGGAGGAGCCUCCAACCAAGAAGUCGAAUCAGCUGCGCCAGGGCGUGAACACGGUGGUCAAGCUGGUCGAGCAGAAGAAGGCCCAACUGGUGGUUAUCUCCCACGAUGUGGACCCGAUUGAACUGGUCGUGUACCUGCCGGCCCUCUGCCGCAAGAUGGGUGUGCCGUACUGCAUCAUCAAGGGCAAGUCGCGCCUGGGAACGCUGGUGUACCGCAAGACGUGCACCUGCGUCGCCCUGACUCAGGUGGACAACUCGGACCGCGCCAACCUCACCAAGCUGGUCGAAACGAUCAAGACGAACUUCAACGAUCGGUACGAUGAAAUCCGUCGCCACUGGGGAGGUGGUCUUCUGGGACCCAAGAGUAUGGCUCGCAUCGCCAAGCUCGAGAAGGCAAAGGCCCGUGAAAUCACGCAGAAGGUUGCUGCCUAAUUUGCUUUCCAACUUUCUUAUCGGUUUAAUGCAGGCGUGCGCCGUCUGUAGUGAGUUGAUAAUAAAUUAAGUUCCGAAUGACGGA